AUGAAGCAGCAUUUUCCUGACUGUGUGAAGCAGGCUUGGGAUUCCGCAGACGACUCUCCGGAGGCCCUGGCUCUGCCAUUCGGGAGCUCAGAAGAUUCUGGGCCCUGGCCGCUCCCUUUCUAUCCCAAGCUGGGAGAACCCUCACCGGACAGCCUGGAACUGCUUUCCAGUCCUCCGUGGCGACUGCACUGGGUUUACUCGCAAAACGGACUCUCUGACAGAGCGCAGAGCACCCUGGAAGGAAGUUCAGCCUUGCUCGCUCAGGACCUUUGGCCCGGGACACAGACACCAGAGGCCUCUCCAGGAGACGUGGACCCUGUGGAAGAACCGGAUAGACGACGCUGGCUGUGGCCAUUUCUCCAGGACCAGCCUCCCUGCGCGGGCGACACACAACUGGACAGCCAGACUCCUGACAGCCCAAACCAUUCGGAGCGCCGACGCCCUCCUGCCACCGCUUGGUGGAGACACCCCCGGGUUUUUGCAGGCUGCUGGGAAUGGAUUCGUCGCGUGUUCCCCAAACCCUGGGGCUGCUGCCGCUAG
Loxodonta africana (African savanna elephant) is the source of this 540-nucleotide messenger RNA. It is a transcript of the gene ANXA2R, whose product is annotated as annexin A2 receptor. The transcript has a single exon. Gene Ontology annotation, molecular function: signaling receptor activity. The coding region runs from base 1 to 540 and encodes 179 amino acids. The record is from RefSeq and is a predicted model, not a curated record. Lineage: Eukaryota; Metazoa; Chordata; Mammalia; Proboscidea; Elephantidae.